Messenger RNA from Rotaria sp. Silwood2, 1791 nucleotides. The record is from the annotation of a GenBank genome assembly. NCBI's taxonomy places the organism in Eukaryota, Metazoa, Rotifera, Eurotatoria, Philodinida, Philodinidae.
AUGUAUGACUAUCAAUCACAAACGAGCCUUCCCCCAAUACGGGCUCGUCAACAACGUCAAUCUGGCGUACAAGUACAACAAUUAUAUGAAAGUAGUCCAGUUUUAGCCGCUCUAUCACAUCAUCCAACAACACAAUAUGCAUCACAUAAACUACAGCAUGGUGAUUCGUCUACACUUGCCAAUGCAAAUUCUACAACAGUGAAUAACAAUGGAACAACUAAUGGCUAUCAUAAUCAUCAUCAUAAUAAUAAUAAUAAUCAUCGUAAUAGUGUAUCUCAAGCACCUGUUCAACAAAAUACAUCCGAACAAUCAAUGCGUAAAAGUCCGAGUGUCGAUAGUAUGCUUAGUAUGCGUUCAUCCUCACAACAACGACGUUCAACAAAUGUACUUGAUCCUGAUACUGCUAUGAAAACAUAUAUGUCGAAAUUGACAGCUUAUGAACGACAUGAAAUAUUUUCUUAUCCACAAAUUUAUUUCGUUGGACAAAAUGCACGUAAACGACAAGGUGUUGGUGGUGGACCUAAUAAUGGUUAUGAAGUUUUAAAAAUUCUUGGUAAAGGUUCAUUCGGUCUUGUUGUAAAAUGUUAUGAUCAUAAAACAGGUCAACAAAUUGCAUUAAAAAUAGUUCGUAAUGAAAAACGUUUUCAUCGACAAGCUCAAGAAGAAAUUCGUAUACUUGAACAUUUACGUAAACAAGAUCGUGAUAAUACAUUUAAUGUAAUUCAUCUUUUUGAAUGGUUCCAAUUUCGAAAUCAUAUUUGCAUUACAUUUGAAUUACUUUCGAUGAAUCUUUAUGAAUUAAUUAAAAAGAAUCGUUUUCAAGGUUUUAGUUUACAACUUGUAAGAAAAUUUGCACAUAGUAUAUUACAAUGUCUUGAUGCAUUAUAUCGAAAUAAGAUAAUACAUUGUGAUCUUAAGCCUGAAAACAUAUUAUUAAAACAACAAGGUAGAAGUGGUAUUAAAGUAAUUGAUUUUGGUUCGAGUUGUUUUGAACAUCAACGUGUUUAUACAUAUAUUCAAUCGAGAUUUUAUAGAGCACCAGAAAUUAUUCUUGGAGCUAAAUAUGGUUUACCAAUUGAUAUGUGGAGUCUUGGAUGCAUAUUAAGUGAAUUACUUACUGGCAUGCCUUUAUUUCCUGGUGAAGAUGAAGCUGAUCAAUUGAGUUGUAUCAUUGAAUUAGUUGGAAUGCCUAGUCAAAAAGUACUUGAUGCGUCAAAACGAGCAAGAAAUUUUGUUAGUUCUAAAGGACAUCCACGAUAUUGUACAGUAACAACAUUACCCGAUGGAACAACAGUUUUACAAGGCGGUCGUUCAAAACGUGGAAAACAUCGUGGACCACCGGGUAGUAAAGAUUGGUCACAAGCAUUGAAAAAUUGUGAUGAUCCAUUGUUUAUUGAUUUUCUUAAACGUUGUCUUGAAUGGGAUCCACAAACAAGAAUAACACCAGCACAAGCCUUACGACAUUCUUGGCUUCGUCGUCGUUUACCUAAACCUCCAUCUGAAGCUCCUCCACCAAAUCGUCCAUCAGCCGUACUUCGCCAUCAUCAUUUACUUGCCGCCCAACAAACACAACAACAAACAUCAAAUGGAGAUAGAAGUACCAUGGGUGGUCAACUAAACAGUGGUAUGGGUGGUACGAAUGGAAUCUAUACAAAUCAUCAUCAACAGCAACAAUUAUAUAAUUCAACUAAUAAUAUAUCAUCAAAAACAUAUCCUUCAACAAAUGAGCUCAAUCGACAUCAGAAAUUACCACAUAUUGGUGGUGUUCAGCUUAAUUCUAUUAUCGACUAA